AUGCACGAGGAUGGAGACGGAAGCAGCAAAUCUGGUUCCACGGCGGUGAUCAUGGGAACAGGCCACUAUGUGAGAUUCGACUCGUGCCUCUCCCGUCCGGAUGAUUCCCACAGUCGACGUCAAGGCAGCAGGCAGGCGUUAAGAGCUUGCGUUCGGCAAGACGGGCGGUUCGCGAAUCAAUCGAGCUGCCGGGAUAAUAUGGGAUUGGAUGGAUUCAGAGCUGUUAUUUGGUUGGUACCCAAUCCAACUCUCGGCAGUGCUGGAGGUACUACCUCUGGACUUGACCUCCGCACCACCACCAGUACCUUAUUAAGGCCCAAGCACGGGUGGAAAGAUGACGCUUGCGAGAAUCCCGACCCUACCCAGGCUUGGCCAUUACAUGCAUUUUCUCCCAAAGCAGCUAUCCCUAGUCUCCAGCCCUACCGGAGGCACUUACUUGCAGUUUGCUUCCACAGCUUCUCUUCUUCUUCUCCUUCUUCAUUCCUCGGACCCUUGUUUGGCUUACCAAUUCCAGCGUCUAUGUCUCCCGCCGCCAGCACCCAGCACCCAGAACCCAGAACCCAGAACCCAGAACCGAGCCGCUUGAAAUUCGCGACACUGCGCAUGGGGCCAUUUAUUGCGGUGGAUCGUCCGCGUGAGGAAAGUGCGCUAGUCCGCCCAAGGCAUAUUGAAAUCCCAAAGCAAUUUGAACUUACGAAGCUCCAUUGCAGUGACAGCCUCGCCUUGCCGGCAAUGUCAAAAGCGGAUGUGCGGCCAUGGCCCUCGCUGAACUCGGCAGAUUGCAAUGGGUUUCAGCUCGGCCUAAAGAGUACAUCAUACGAAGUACCGACAGUGAGGGCGGGCGUGGAACCCUGUAUUCCCGACAUAUCAACAAACUUCGAGUACAUACAAGUAUACCUUGGCUAUAGGGGUUCGUCCAAAGGCGGGUUAAAGGCUGUCAACCAACGUUUGGGUAUCAGGCCUUGCGAGGGUUCUCAGUUGAACUAG
Messenger RNA from Trichoderma virens Gv29-8, 987 nucleotides. RefSeq lists its product as uncharacterized. NCBI's taxonomy places the organism in Eukaryota, Fungi, Ascomycota, Sordariomycetes, Hypocreales, Hypocreaceae. The transcript is spliced from 4 exons. The coding region runs from base 1 to 987 and encodes 328 amino acids. The record is from RefSeq and is a predicted model, not a curated record.